CUAGAUUUUAACUAUUUUUGAUAUCAAUUUUCUGUAUUUCAAAUCAAUCAACCAAUAUUUUUUAUUACAAAUAAACCGAAAGUAGGAGAGAACCGAGUAUACUCGAUUUAGUAAGUUGUCAAAGGAGACUACUUGCUCCCGAUCCCGAGUGAGAGGAGACCAAUUCUCUUAAUUCGACACUCAUACUCCUAUUGUUUGGUUUUAUUUUAAACUUUGAAUUGAUUUAACCAUUCUCCUCCAUACUCCAUUACUGGCCUGAGAAAACAAAUGGCCGCACCUUCACAACAAGAAGAAUAUCUCGAUGUUCUUACGAAAUCUGGCCACAAGACUGGAAUUUCCAAAACCAGGGGGCUUGUCCAUCGAGAUGGGGAUUACCAUAGAGCUGUUCAUGUGUGGAUUUAUUCCGAAAGUACACAUGAGCUACUACUUCAGAAACGUGCUGACUGUAAAGACUCCUGGCCUGGCCAGUGGGAUAUCUCUAGUGCAGGUCAUAUCUCUGCCGGAGACUCUUCCCUCGUAACGGCAAGAAGGGAGCUUCAAGAAGAGCUAGGAGUCGACCUUCCAGAGGAUGCAUUUGAACUGUUGUUUGUUUUUCUCCAAGAGUGCGUCAUUAAUGAUGGAAAUUAUAUCAAUAAUGAGUUCAAUGAUGUAUAUUUGGUGACCACUAUAGCUCCUAUUCCUCUGGAAGCCUUUUCGCUACAGGAAUCUGAAGUGUCUGCUGUUAAAUAUAUUUCUUGUGAGGAAUACAAAAGUUUGCUGGCUAAGGAAGAUCCUUUCUAUGUCCCGUAUGAUGUAAAUGGGCAAUAUGGGCAACUCUUUGACUUUAUAGCACAAAGGUACAGAGAAAACAGAGAGGAACGAAGUUUGGCUCUUCAAAGGCAACUUAAUCGCUAUGCUCCAGUUACCCUAGGUGCAGAGCUGCAAUGGCUAAGUGAUGCAGAUAAAGAAGCUCUUGAGUUGAUUCUUAAAGCCGCUAUGAUAAUUGAUGAUAUAUUUUACCAGCAGGUUUGUGUAAGCAAUCCUGCUUUAAGAGAUUACUUAAAGGACCAUGUUGAUAUUUCUCCCUUGAACAAGUUGAAAUGGGAGUACUUUGCUAUUAAUAAAAGUCCAUGGUCGUCCCUAGAUGAAAACCAGGCCUUUUUAACUACAGCUGAUUCUGCAAUUAAAUUGCUUCCUCAUGCCACAAAACCAGUGCUCGACUGGAAGGGCCUUGAGUACAGAGCUGCAUUUCCUCUGACGAAACCACCUGGUGCAAAUUUCUAUCCCUCAGAUAUGGAAAAACUGGAAUUUGAAUUGUGGAAAAAUAGUCUGUCUGAGGAUGAAAAACAAGAAGCAAUGGGUUUUUUCAAUGUUGUUAAAAGACGCAGUGGAGUUAAUUUGGAUGCCCAUAUUGAUGGGGGAGACUGUGCCGUAUCUGUUCAUGAUCUUUACUGUGUACCGUUUUCUGAAGAAUAUAGGUCUCACCUCAAAAAAGCUUCAGAUUUGCUGCAUAAAGCAGGGGGACUCACUAGUUUUCCCAGCUUGAAGAGGCUGCUGCACAGCAAGGCAGAUGCAUUUCUUUCAAAUGAUUAUUAUGACUCUGACAUAGCUUGGAUGGAGUUGGAUUCAAAGCUGGAUGUCACCAUUGGCCCUUAUGAGACCUAUGAAGACACACUUUUCGGAUACAAGGCUACAUUUGAGGCAUUUAUUGGAAUUCGAGAUGACAAUGCCACGGAAAAGCUUAAACUAUUUGGUGAUCACCUAUUGGUUUUGGAGCAGAAUCUUCCAAUGAACGACUCAUUCAAAUCUAAAGAUGUCUCACCUGCUCCAAUUCGUGUCAUCCAACUUCUUUACAAUAGUGGGGAUGUGAAGGGACCUCAAACUGUUGCAUUUAAUCUACCAAAUGAUGAACGGAUUGUGAAAGAUCGUGGCACUUCAAUGGUUAUGCUUAAAAAUGUCUCUGAGGCAAAGUUUGAGCAUAUUCUUCUUCCGAUUGCUAAGGCAUGCAUAUCAAAGGAACAACAGGAUCUUGUUGACUUCGAUUCGUUCUUUACUCAUACAAUUUGUCAUGAAUGCUGCCAUGGAAUUGGUCCUCAUAGCAUAGUGCUCCCAGAUGGCCGCGAAUCAACUGUAAGAUUGGAGCUACAAGAACUACACUCAGCAUUAGAAGAAGCGAAAGCUGAUAUAGUUGGCCUCUGGGCUCUUAAUUUCUUCAUCAGUCAGGAUCUACUUCCGUCAACUUUAUCCAAGUCUAUGUAUGUGUCCUUCCUUGCGGGAUGUUUUCGCUCUGUACGUUUUGGAUUGGAUGAAGCUCAUGGGAAAGGACAAGCACUGCAGUUCAAUUGGCUAUUUGAGAAAGAAGCAUUUAUUUUGCAUCCUGAUGGAAGAUUUAGCGUGAAUUUCGACAAGGUUAAAGAUGCAGUCGAGAGCUUGAGUUCAAAGAUUCUUACCAUACAAGCUACCGGUGAUAAAAAUGCUGCUACUUCACUUCUUCAAGAGUAUUGUAAAAUUACCAACCCAUUGCGACUUGCAUUAGACAAGUUGGUAUGCCUUGAGGUACCAGUUGACAUUGCUCCUAAAUUUAGCGUUGCUGAUCAAAUAUGCGUGGAAUAGCCUGAAACAUACAAGUCUCAUUAAUCAUUUGCCGCACAAUUUCACUUCAAAUGUUUGGUGACCUGACAGGUCACUAUGGGAGCGUGGGAUUUGUGUCUCUCAACAACGGAGAUCCAUUUGAUGGAAUCUGAUUCUGAAUCAGAUCGUAAGAGGUUGUGUCAACUGUUGGGUCAUUCUUUCUUUCUUCAAUGAACACCAAUAAACAAAAUCUCUGUUUAGAUUUGUGAUUUGAGUGGAGGCUUUUGAUCAGAAUUCAGAUGUAUGCUCUAAUUAUUUGACAUUUUCAAUUAAUAACUUGUAUAUUGUCAUAUCAAUAAAAUGGAUGUUAUCUUCAAGUAGCA
This is a messenger RNA of Amaranthus tricolor (Joseph's coat), 2933 nucleotides long. Its product is annotated as nudix hydrolase 3. The record is from RefSeq and is a predicted model, not a curated record. Gene Ontology annotation, molecular function: dipeptidyl-peptidase activity. NCBI's taxonomy places the organism in Eukaryota, Viridiplantae, Streptophyta, Magnoliopsida, Caryophyllales, Amaranthaceae. Gene Ontology annotation, cellular component: cytoplasm. Bases 268 to 2592 code for a protein of 774 amino acids. The transcript is spliced from 21 exons.